CAUGGGGUAGCUUUUUCUUUUUUGGUCGAAGACGGAGUAAGAGAUGAUGACGAGGUCGGGAGCCAUCGUGGCUGUGCUGCUGCUGGUGGCAUUGCAGAUGAGUGCAAUGGCAGCGGGGCCGCAACCACCGAGGAGGCGGUGGAACACGACGUGCAUUCUGGUGUUCGGAGACUCAACUGUGGAUCCUGGAAACAACAACAGGCUGCCGACGGACUCCAAGGCCAACUUUCCGCCGUAUGGCAAGGACUUCUUCCAUGGCCAACCCACAGGGCGGUUCUGCGACGGCAGGCUCGCCACUGACUUCAUUGCUGAGGCAUUCGGCAUUUCAAAGAGCAUUCCAGCUUUUUUGGACCCAAAUCUCAGUCUAGAACAGCUUCAAUAUGGAGUUAGUUUUGCAUCAGCUUCUUCCGGAUAUGAUGAGUUUACCGCUACAACUGCAAAUGUGCUUCCAUUUUCCAAGCAGUUGGAAUAUCUAAUGCAUUAUAAGAUCCAUCUCAGAAGGAAGGUUGGACCUGCGAAAGCCGAGCAGACUGUGAAGAAUGCCCUCUUUGUAGUGAGUGCCGGCGGCAACGAUUUCAUCCAAAAUUACUUUUUGCUAUCCAAUCGGUCAGGGCAAUUCACGGUGCCACAGUAUGAGGACUUCUUAAUCACACUCAUGUCAAAGUAUAUCAAGGAAAUGCAUAGACUUGGUGGAACAAAGUUUUUGGUGGUCGGUCUUCCUCCAAUGGGUUGUCUCCCACUUGUCAAAACACUUACGAACACUAAAAAUUGUGUUAGUAGCUACAAUGAUGCGGCCAUAUCAUUCAACUCAAAGGUAGUAGCACAACUGCAUGCUCUAAAGGAGAUAUUAGGAGUGAAAGCUACUUAUCUCGAUAUUUAUGGAAUUUUAAGUGAGGCCACAGAGAACCCCACGAAGUAUGGAUUGGUAGAGACAUCGAAGGGGUGCUGCGGUUCAGGAGUGGUAGAGGUGGGGGAGGCAUGCCAAGGUCUAAGCACGUGUAGUAAUCCGAGCAGGUACUUGUAUUGGGAUGCUGUUCAUCUCACUGAAAGAGCGUAUCAGGUUAUUGCAGAUGCAGCACUAGGUAUUCUUGCCAAGGAGGGUUGGAGCUGAAGACAUCCUAUAGUUGUGUUGUAGUGGUGUAGAAUAUUGUACUGCUGAUGCUAUUGCUGCUGCUGCUGCUUUUCUCGUUCUCCUGCUUGCUUUUGCUGCCACUUAGAUUACAAGCAGCAUAUCUAUGUAUGUGGAUCAGAUAAUACUGUGUUUUCUAGGCUCUGAAAUGAGGAUCAAGCGCGUAUCAUCAAACUAAGUUGCACUGGCAGCAGCAACAAGCUGUGCAUGCUUAAGUUUGCAAAUAAUCUUAUAUCAUGAAUCAUUUAGUUGAA
Messenger RNA from Phoenix dactylifera (date palm), 1383 nucleotides. RefSeq names its product GDSL-like Lipase/Acylhydrolase superfamily protein. The record is from RefSeq and is a predicted model, not a curated record. Lineage: Eukaryota; Viridiplantae; Streptophyta; Magnoliopsida; Arecales; Arecaceae. Gene Ontology annotation, molecular function: hydrolase activity, acting on ester bonds.